GGGGACAGUCAAAGUGGCUCCCAUAGGGAGAGACGGCGAGUCCGCCCGGCGCUGCGGGAGAGGGAGGGGGCGCGGGCACCGGGAGCCCCGGGGUCUCCCUCGGUCCGUCCGUCCUUCCCGCUCCCUUCCCGGCGUGCGCCCGGCUCCGGCAACUCGCUUCCUGCUCGGCUGAAAGAGGGAGGAGAGAGCGCUUCGGCUGGGAGAGAAGAAAAGAAAGAGGGAGAAAAGAAAGAAAAGAGAGAGGGGAAAAAAGAGGGGGGGGAAACUUGCCUCUCUUGUCACUGGAAAAUGACACUUGAUGUAGCGGAGCCCGCCGCAGCUCCCGUUCGUCCUAUUGUUUCUUAAACUGCCAUCCGAGAUUUUUUUUUUUUUUUUUUUUUCCUCUCGCCUGCUGCCAUCCGAGGGGUGUCUUCAUACAAAAGGGACUCCGAGUUCUCCUCCGGCUUCUGCGAGCGCUGCCGGCAGCCCCCGGCGCCCCGCAGCCCCUCCGCGCACCCAAACAAACUGCACACGCAGCGCCCAGCCGCGCUCCCAUCGCCUCUGGAUUUUCUUUUUAAUUCUUUUCUUUUUAUGUUUUUAAUGUCCGUGCCUGUGUUUGCUUUCUCUGCCUUGCUUUGAUUCCAGCGAGAGAGAGAGAAAAGAAAACACACACACGUCUCUCUCUCUAUAUAUAUAUAAAAAGAACGUUUAACAGCGAUUUCAUCACUAUUUUUUUUUAUUUUUUAUUUUUUUAUUUUUAUUUUUAUUUUUUUUUGCGUAAAGAAGGAAGAUUUUGCGCUGUUGUUUCUGAUUCAUGUUUGGGAUCCAGGAAAGCAUCCAGCGGAGCGGGAGCAGCAUGAAGGAGGAGCCCCUCGGCGCGGGGAUGAACGCGGUGCGGACGUGGAUGCAGGGAGCGGGCGUCCUGGACGCCAGCACGGCCGCGCAGAGCGGAGUGGGUCUGGCCCGGGCUCACUUCGAGAAGCAGCCUCCUUCCAACCUGAGGAAGUCCAACUUUUUCCACUUCGUCCUGGCUCUGUAUGACCGGCAGGGGCAGCCCGUGGAGAUCGAGCGCACCGCCUUCGUGGGCUUCGUGGAGAAGGAGAAGGAAGCUAACAGCGAAAAGACCAACAACGGGAUCCACUACCGCCUGCAGCUGCUCUACAGCAAUGGGAUCAGGACGGAACAGGAUUUCUACGUUCGCCUCAUCGACUCCAUGACCAAGCAGGCGAUAGUAUAUGAAGGCCAAGACAAGAACCCCGAAAUGUGCCGAGUUCUGCUCACGCACGAAAUAAUGUGCAGCCGCUGUUGUGACAAGAAAAGCUGUGGCAACAGAAAUGAGACUCCAUCAGAUCCAGUGAUAAUUGACAGGUUCUUCUUGAAAUUUUUUCUCAAAUGUAACCAAAAUUGUCUAAAAAAUGCAGGAAACCCUCGAGACAUGCGACGAUUUCAGGUUGUGGUGUCUACAACAGUCAAUGUUGAUGGCCAUGUGUUGGCAGUGUCGGACAAUAUGUUUGUGCACAACAAUUCCAAGCAUGGGCGGAGAGCUCGAAGACUCGAUCCUUCGGAAGCUACACCAUGUAUCAAAGCCAUCAGUCCAAGUGAAGGAUGGACUACAGGAGGUGCCACUGUCAUCAUCAUAGGAGACAAUUUCUUUGAUGGGUUACAGGUCAUCUUCGGCACCAUGCUGGUUUGGAGUGAGCUGAUUACUCCUCAUGCCAUCCGCGUACAGACACCUCCCCGACAUAUCCCAGGGGUUGUAGAAGUCACAUUGUCCUACAAGUCUAAGCAGUUUUGCAAGGGAACGCCUGGAAGAUUCAUUUACACAGCUCUGAACGAACCCACCAUUGACUAUGGUUUCCAAAGGUUACAGAAGGUUAUCCCCCGGCACCCUGGUGACCCUGAACGCUUGCCAAAGGAAGUAAUACUUAAGAGGGCUGCUGAUUUAGUAGAAGCACUCUACGGUAUGCCACAUAAUAACCAGGAAAUAAUCCUGAAAAGAGCAGCAGACAUCGCAGAAGCACUCUACAGUGUCCCUCGCAAUCAUAACCAGCUCCCCGCCCUUGCUAACACGUCAGUCCACGCAGGAAUGAUGGGAGUGAAUUCCUUUAGUGGUCAACUAGCUGUCAACGUAUCCGAAGCCUCACAGGCCACCAGUCAGGGUUUUACUCGCAACUCAAGCAGCGUGUCACCUCACGGCUAUGUGCCAAGCACCACCCCUCAGCAGACAAAUUACAACUCUGUCACAACAAGCAUGAAUGGCUAUGGGAAUGCUGGAAUGUCAAAUUUAGGCGGUUCUCCAACCUUCCUGAAUGGAUCUGCUGCCAAUUCUCCCUAUGCCAUUGUGCCAUCAAGUCCAACAAUGGCCUCCUCCACUAGCCUCCCGUCCAACUGUAGCAGUUCGUCUGGGAUUUUCUCGUUCUCACCAGCCAACAUGGUCUCAGCAGUGAAACAGAAGAGUGCUUUUGCGCCUGUCGUGAGACCGCAAACUUCUCCUCCUCCCACCUGCACCAGCACCAACGGCAAUAGCCUGCAAGACCAGUCUUUUGUGGACUCUAGCAAGUACUCCACUGCAGGGUCUCUCCAGGGGCUGGCCUUCUCCUGAACUAUAUCUGGCAUGAUUGUUCCCCCCAUGUGAAAGAAUUGCCUUGAAGAAUUUUAUUAAUGAAGAGGUUGAAUUCUGCUUCAGAGAGAAUCUGACACAAGUCCCAGAGCGGAACUUUUUACUCAGGCCUUUUUAAAAAUAAUAAUAAAAAAAAAAGAAAUAAAGAAGAAUCUUACAAUAACUGCGGAUUUUUAAACAAAAAAAACAAAUCACCAUCCUUGCAAACACUGAAAUUAACUAUCUGCAAUUGCAAGGUGUUGAUUCAAGUUGUCCAUCCCAAAUAACUGGGAGAUAUAUUUAUUGUACGUUGAUUAAAAAAAUCCACUUUUCUUUUGUUGUUUUUUCUUUUUUUGUUGUUUUUUUUUUUUUUGUUUCGUUUUGUUUUGUUUUUGUGUGUGGGGUUGGGGGCUUGCUUUUUUUUUUUCCCUUUUUUUUUUUUUUUGGUGUGUGUGUUUUUUUAAGGCUUGAUUUAACUCAACAUCAUUUGUCUUUUAUAAAUCAUACAAUUACACAAGGGACACUAGAGAUGGAACUCCAUGUUGUUAAUUUAUGAAUUUUUUUUUUUUUUUUAAGCUGUGUAAAGAAAAUGAAGUGGUGUCAUUUGCAUACAAGUCUGUAUGGGACAGAAUAGAAGUGCCAGUUAGUUUUUCGUAGAAGAAUUAUGGCCAUUUAAUUAAGGGUCGGCUCAUACAGGUUGCUUAUCCAGUGGUGAUUUGCUAAUGUGAUACAUUUUUAAUGUUCUCAUUAAAUGGAUAUCACUCCCCAGAAAGUGGAUAUUUUUGGACGGUGAGGGCAGGAUGGGGGGGUGGGAUUUGGAACCUCUGUCUUUAAUAUCAGGCUAAAUAAUUGUGUAAAUAGUGCAACAAGAAAAGCUGGUUAAAGCUUAGAAUGCAAAUAACAAACACAUUUCCUCUUGAACUCGAAAUCCAGUGCCUCCAGAUAUACUGCUGAAACUGCAGCAUUAGAUUAGCAUGGCUCUCAUUAGCUUCUAUAUCCGACUCUUUCCCAACGGGUGGCCUUCCUGAUGUUCAGUGUCACCUGGGCUGUGCACAAAACGCCACUCACCUUCUGCACAGCCAUCCCGAGACGCAGACUGCGGCCACCGCGUGUUGGGCGCUCUCAUCGUCCCCCUUUAUCUUCUAUGGGGCAGAAUGAGAAAACGCUCCUCUGCAGUCCUCCAUCCUCACGAUCUAAAAGCACACGUUAUUGUCAGCCUCGCGCUAGGAUUGUUCCUGUAUCAGUCGACCCUCUCCGUUUGUAUCAUAAUAUAUAAAGCCACAGGUAACUGCUUCUGAAUAGUAAAAUGGAAACAGGAGUUUGGGGCGGGUGGUGGGGCUGCUGGGGAGGUUUCAGAUCAGAACCAUCGCUUCUGUUCGACAAAAGUUUUGCUAUCGUUAUCUGGGAAGUGUUCUUAAAAACGACUGGUCAAAGAGGCAGCAAAGCUCUGAAAAUGCAUUACCUGAUAUUUUUUCUUUGCUGUUGUGUUUUGUAUGUAGUUAUAAAUACUGUAGAUUUUUUGUGAUUUUUUGCCAAAGUUGUUGUUCUAUUUAUACAUUUUAAUGUCUUAAGACAGUUUUUUCAAUAUCACAAUAAAGAAUUUUACUGCAUAUUUUGCAAAAAGAGCUCACUACCUUUAGCUUGCACAUACUUGCAAAAUUAAUUAAAGAAAAAAAAAGCUUUUUGUUUCUGUUCUUUUUUUGUUGUUGUUGUUCAUUUGUUUUACGGGGAAUUUUGUAAAAUAUCCAUAUAAAUAAUGUAUUUAUCUUGGGAAUUUGUACAUUGCUUUUUUUUCCCCUACUCCAGUUUAUUUUAUUGUGUAUGUUUGCUAUGUGAAAAGUGAUUUGUUUGGUCAUUCACCGUUGUAUUAGCUGUUUAAAUGUGGUUUUAAAACAUUUCAUUUAUAGGUUUUUGGUUUUUUUUUUUUUAGUAUUGUUUAAAACCAUGCUUCCAUUUUUUUUUUAAUUUCCACCCAAAAGCCAUUGUCUAUUUUUGUAUUAUUUGUAAGUUAAGAAGUUUUUUCCAAUAUAUGGCAAAAAGUAGCAUAUUAUUCUUGUAGCAUUUAGUUAUGUAGAUUUUAAAAAAAUGUAUCCUUUGCUUUUGAGGCUUAACAAAAACUAAUGCUGUUUUACUCUAUUAAUAUGCAUGGGAUUUCUCCUCUUUGGAGUGACGCAUUUUUGUGCAUUAAAUACGGGGAGAAACUUCAUAGAACUCAAUGAAAAUACUUUCUUUCUUAAGUCUGCUUGUAUAUUUCUCUGUCUUUCACAUAAAUAUAAACCAGCAGAUUGGAUGCCUUAACAAUGCAAAUCAUAUUCAUUUCACCUGUACAUUGUACUGUGCACCAGAACUGUCAAUCAUCACUAACAUUCUAAGAAAAAAAAAAAAAAGGAAUUGAAAAGCACAAAAGAACUGUUUUGUUACCUUAAAACAAUAUAACUUUUUUCUAGUCGAGCAAGAAAUCAUUUACAACGAUGCUGCAACUGUGCAUGCUUCCUGUACGGAUUUUGCAAUGGUUUUCACUAGAAUGUCACAGUGUGAUCAUUUAGGGGAAGGGAAGAAAGCAGGAACUUUUUUUCAUGGUGAGAAAAUAAAAGGAGAAAAAACUGGAAAAUGUGAGAGACAUCAGUUUAUUGCUUCUCUGUAUUCCAAGCGGUUAUUCUAAUUCACAUAGUAAGCAACAGCACGACAGUGUAAUCAAAUUUAAAGCCAUAUUUUGUCCAGUGACACCAUCAAUUACUCUUGUAGAGCUCCACUCAAAGUCAUAGCGAUUUUUACACCAGUGUUGGCCAUCUAUGUUUGUAGUCUUCUACGCCAGUGUCCAAAGAUCCUCUGACAGUGUGCAUCAUUUUGUUUUGUUGCAGCUAUUUGUAGUGGUCUGUUCAAUGGGACUUUAUAACGCCCCCCCCCCCUUCCCCCUGGCCCCACACCACUCUUAUCUUUUACAAAGUAAAAGAUGCAGCUGUUUACAGAAUAUGGCUUUAAGUGGAAACGUCCAGAUUUCAGUUUUAAAAAGGUGAAGCUUCACAAAGACUGGAUUGCAUCAAGUAUGCCUAUUUCCUCACAGUUGUACUAGAAUGCAGCUAAAAUGAAGUCAUCUCUGAACCUACUAACCUUUCACCUUCUUAUCUAAAUCUUUUUGAAUAGACACACACACUGUACAGUUCUAUUGUUAGAGAAACUAACUACUGUAGAGAUUGUUAUAAUUUUUUUGCAGAAACUCAAGCUGUAAAAACUUUUCAACUUUCACAAUAUUUAAUUAAAGUUACUUCCUGUCUGUGAA
Molecule: messenger RNA, 5858 nt
Organism: Gallus gallus (chicken)
Lineage: Eukaryota; Metazoa; Chordata; Aves; Galliformes; Phasianidae
Gene: EBF1
Product: EBF transcription factor 1
Exons: 17
Coding region: 794-2581 (595 amino acids)
Biological process (GO): regulation of transcription by RNA polymerase II
Molecular function (GO): RNA polymerase II cis-regulatory region sequence-specific DNA binding; DNA-binding transcription factor activity, RNA polymerase II-specific
Source: RefSeq, marked validated